GUUUUUUUUCCCCUUUUAACUUAAGUACGCGUUUUGUGCCAUCUUGUGUAAGAAACGCUGUCAUAACUGAUGGGAUAUUUCUAAUGAUCCGAAGAAGGAGUCAAUUACCUGACCAUAAACCACUAAAUCCCUGGUGAUCUUAAGACCAGAAAGUGCUAAUUAGUCGCAUCUCUCCAUAUUUUCCCAAAUGCAACAGCGAGUGAUUCUCGCUGAUUCGUUUGUGACUCGAGUUUCAAGACCCCAUCUCAAAGAUGGGGUCCCCAUCUCAUAACAAGUAAGCCGCGGAAAGACACUAUCGACCCUUCAGGUUCCGCGUUCAAUCCUCACCCGCAAACAAAGGUUUCUGCAAGUUGGCCAGGUCUCCUGCAGCUAGCGCUCUACCUGCGAGCACGAUGGGCAGUAAGACUAUUCCGGCUCCAGUUCCCAUUCACCCAUCGCUGCAGCUGGCGAAUUACGCCUUUCUCCAAGCUUCCAACGGCAUCCCCACGCCACCAGAGCAGCUGCACAACCUCUACGGCUUCAGCACCCUGCACACCGUCCACCUCCACCAGUGGACCCUGGGCUACCCUCCGAUGCCUUUGCCCCGAUCGUCCUUUUCCAAAGUGCCCGCCGUUUCGGCUCUGGUUGACACUCGAUUUCAGCUGCCCACCAUCCCGAUCUUCCCCCAUGUAUUCCCGCCCAAGCAAGAAUCAAGCAAUGUUCCAAACAAGACAAGGCCUAGGUUCGACUUCGCCAAUUUGGCCAUUGCAGCCACCCAGGAGGAUCAUCCUAAACUGGGAGAAAUAGAUGAACAGUGUUCUCCUUCGGCCAUUGGUUCCCUGCUGGAUGUCACCAAGCUGUCGUCGGAAAGGAAGCCCACCAGGGGCAGAUUGCCGUCCAAAACCAAGAAAGAAUUUGUCUGUAAAUUCUGUGGCAGGCACUUUACCAAAUCUUACAAUCUAUUGAUUCAUGAAAGGACCCACACCGAUGAACGGCCUUACACGUGUGACAUUUGUCACAAAGCUUUUAGGAGACAAGAUCACCUCCGCGAUCACAGGUACAUUCAUUCCAAGGAAAAACCCUUCAAAUGUCAAGAAUGCGGCAAAGGAUUUUGCCAGUCCAGAACAUUAGCUGUUCACAAAACACUGCACGUGCAGGUAAAGGAGCUCAAAACUUCCAAAAUUAAAUGCUGAGCACAAGCUUGCAAACAGGACAUUGAGUGGAACUUUGAGCGCCUGUAAUGUGGACAUAUCUGUCAAAUUUAGAAGCAGCAUAGACUGUAUCUAUUCUGCCACCGACCUAUCCUGUUAUUUUAAUUCCAGUUGCGAACAGAUUACCUGUGGGAUUCCACUCUCAGAAGCCUAUGUCGUUUUCCAAAGGAGAACAAAAACUUAUUUGCUUCAGUAGAUUUCCUCCCAUUACAAAAAGGCUAUUGAACUCUGUCGCCCUUGUUGACGACCUCCGGAGUGAACUUGGGAGAGGAAAGAAGAUGUUUAACCAGGAAUCUCCGCACAAAUGCUAGCACGUGUGGCAGAACGUGUAAUUGAAGAUCAGACCUGAAAACCCCUUCUCUAAUCUACAUUAACCCCGAACCCUACAAAUGUGCUCAGCUUGUGAAUGUUUUCCGGAGACAUUGUGCCCGAGGUUUCAUUGCCUCACCUAGAACGCUAAAGACAAUCCAGGAAUCAAAUCCUUCGAUUAUGGCUAGGAACGUUGCUUGAUUUCAACCCGUCGAAAUUUAGGGUAGAGGAUGGAUUUUUAUUUUCAAAUUUUAGCUUGAAGCCAAAAAGAAAUCAUAACAGCAGAGCGGGGAAAUGUGGAAACUUUGUGAUGUUUGAAUGUAUGAAGAGCAUCCGACUGAGGGCCGGGUUAAUGUAGGAAAACGUGCGGCAUGAAGUAAGGAGAGUCAUGCGCCUCACAACAAAACAAAAUGCAUCCAUGGGUCUGGGUGUCCAGGCUUAAUGUAGAGGUUGACCCGAACCGUCGAUGAUUCCUUUUCUUCCACGGAUGCUGCUCGACCCGUGAGUUCCUCCUGCAGAUUGUUUGUUGCUUCAGAUUCCGGCAUCUACAGUCUCCCGUGUCUCCUAAAUACACCAAUAAACAGUGGAGGGAUUGAAAUCUGCACCGCAGUACUAACUCAUUAUCUGCAUUGCCUGACAUUGGACAGAGGCAGAAUGAGCUGUGUAGCGGGUGCUGAAAAUAAAUCAGAUUGUUGAUUGAAACGACUUUAAAACAGAAGGAACAAAAAAUGACAGAGUUAUGCAAGUUAAGAAUAUUUUAAACUACAUUCCAUUCCCCGUGUUUUUAAACACACAUGGUUCUUUGUAAAUGUUUUUGGCACUUUACGCUGUUUUUUUUUACUAUUUUCAUGUAUCACUGGAUUUCUAAUCUUUUAAAACGAAUAAAUUGCCAUUUCCUAGGCA
Hypanus sabinus (Atlantic stingray) is the source of this 2402-nucleotide messenger RNA. RefSeq names its product odd-skipped related transcription factor 1 (gene osr1). Gene Ontology annotation, biological process: urogenital system development; embryo development; regulation of transcription by RNA polymerase II. The record is from RefSeq and is a predicted model, not a curated record. Gene Ontology annotation, cellular component: nucleus. The transcript is spliced from 3 exons. Gene Ontology annotation, molecular function: DNA-binding transcription factor activity, RNA polymerase II-specific; RNA polymerase II transcription regulatory region sequence-specific DNA binding. Lineage: Eukaryota; Metazoa; Chordata; Chondrichthyes; Myliobatiformes; Dasyatidae. The coding region runs from base 393 to 1172 and encodes 259 amino acids.